AUGCAACAGUUGAUCCUACACCGACGUGAAAGUGGGCUGAAUGAAGAAGACAAAAAAAACAGGGCUUUAGAGUUAUAUAACUCGUUAGAAGGUGGAAAAUUCAACUUCUUGCAUGGUUGGGUUGAAUUGCGUGAUCAAGAAAAAUGGAUCAGUCAACGAGAAAGACCUCUGGAGGUUGUUGAUCUAGUAGAAGAUAGGGGGUCAAAGAGGACAAAAAAUGAUGGCUCGGGCCAAUAUACCUCAUCAUCCUCAAAUACAAACACGUCGACCCCCGAGCUAACGUCGACUGCUCGUCCAAUGGGAAGGAAAGCUUCAAAGGAUAAAGGUAAACAAAAAUCUAUAUCAACUAACUCUAUCGACCGUAUCGAAGAGGCGAUGAAAGAACAAUUCAAUCUUGAUGCUGAAAAAAUAGAAGCAAUGAACAAAUAUACGGAAGCUAUAAAAGAACGAGAGAGAAAGAAAGAAGAACGGGAGAAGAUGAAAGAUCAACUUAAAAAAGAAGAAUUGGCAAUCAGAUUGAUGGAAAUGGAUCCUUCAACUAUGACAGACUAA
Molecule: messenger RNA, 552 nt
Organism: Cynara cardunculus var. scolymus (artichoke)
Lineage: Eukaryota; Viridiplantae; Streptophyta; Magnoliopsida; Asterales; Asteraceae
Exons: 2
Coding region: 1-552 (183 amino acids)
Source: RefSeq, a predicted model, not a curated record